Messenger RNA from Mizuhopecten yessoensis (Yesso scallop), 791 nucleotides. RefSeq lists its product as uncharacterized. The transcript is spliced from 3 exons. The record is from RefSeq and is a predicted model, not a curated record. The coding region runs from base 200 to 568 and encodes 122 amino acids. NCBI's taxonomy places the organism in Eukaryota, Metazoa, Mollusca, Bivalvia, Pectinida, Pectinidae.
UUCUGUAAUAGCAGUAAAUAUAUACAUAAGCAUAUUCCUUGAUUGACAAUUACUCUAUGUAUUACAGGAUACUUUGUCUGUAGAUAACCUGUUUGAGAAUACGCUCUAUAUUUGUAUGACAGUGAACAUAUAGCCAGUUAUUACUUGGAUAUACUAGUGAGCCCGCUAUGUAGGGGAACAAACACAUCUGACCAACACUAUGUAUAUGGCGGUUGAUGACCAGGAAAGUGAAUGUGUCUAUUCCCAAACGGUGCGGGAUUUACACAACGAGAUGAUAACAAUAUUAGAUGACGAAAUCGCACCUUUAGACGGCAUGAAAGACACUUGGGAUAAACUGUUACAACUCUUUUCAAACGGAGCUCCCCUGUCAACUAAACAGAUAAACAGCAUAAAGAAAAUUGGCGAUCUCUUUGAUUUACUUAUGAAGGAUAAGUACAUCAGUUUUGAAAACUACGAGCCAUUUGCAAAGAAACUGGAAAAAGUCCAUAAAGCAAUGGCAAGCCGUGUACGAAGCUACUCGGAUCAGAUUAAGAAACAAAUAACGAAGGAGAGGGAAUCGCUGCGAUAAACUCCCAGUGUAUGGAUGAUUUUAUGUGAUUUUACAUGAACCCAAGCCACCAGCCGUUUGAAAACACGGUAUGAAUACCCUUUGUCGGACAAAUCGGGUUUUGAAAUUGUGUUUCUUUAUUUGAACUUUAUAUACAUACCUAAACAUUACAUCAUAUUUUGAAAAAUCACAUUUAAUUAUAUGUAAUCCUAAACAUACGUAGUUAAUACAAUUUUGGAUACAC